Messenger RNA from Pleuronectes platessa (European plaice), 2113 nucleotides. RefSeq names its product SLX1 homolog B, structure-specific endonuclease subunit (gene slx1b). The record is from RefSeq and is a predicted model, not a curated record. The coding region runs from base 1086 to 1880 and encodes 264 amino acids. The transcript has 5 exons. Gene Ontology annotation, biological process: double-strand break repair via homologous recombination. Gene Ontology annotation, molecular function: crossover junction DNA endonuclease activity; 5'-flap endonuclease activity. Lineage: Eukaryota; Metazoa; Chordata; Actinopteri; Pleuronectiformes; Pleuronectidae. Gene Ontology annotation, cellular component: Slx1-Slx4 complex.
UGAGGCAGAAGCAGGAGGGACCAUGUAGAAUGGUGAAUUAACUUUGAGUCCAGUGGCUCCAGGUACGAAAUAUUAACAACACAUCUACGUUACACUGCACAUUUACCCUUACGCAAUGUGGACUCUGGUCACUUACAACACAAAUACAAACAUGCAACACAAAUAAUAGUGAGAAACGUACCACGUGCACUGCAGCGAGCUCCUUGGUUAGUUUGUCCCGGAUGUGAUCAGUUGUUACAGCCAUGUCUGCGAGAAGAAAUACCGUGACGUUAACAGUUCAUCAGAUUGUGCCUUCAGAUGCCGACAACUCUUAGAUUUUAGUCUACAGAGGUAAACAGACUGACACCGGAAGUGCUACAGUAUUCUUCACGUUUCAGAUUUGUACAUAUUCUUUUUAAACGCUACUACAGCACAGAUGUGAACUCAAGUUUCAAUGUGAAUUCGUUUUUACCAGUUUUUUUUAUAUUGGAAGAUCUCCUGAUUUCAGUCAGCGUGCAUGAAGAGGUGGGCGUUUGUCACUGACAUCAUGACCGACUGAAGAAAUGUCCAAUUGCUUUGCCGCAGGGAAAACUCUGUCCAAUCAGGGGCGGGCUGUCUAUUUUAAAGUAGCGAAUCAUAAUAUUAGGGGUCUUUACAGAAUAACGAACAAAAUUACCCAAGAUUCGGGUAAAACAAAUAAUAUACGCGUUCACGUGUAUUCAAUUUGAUGUACUAGUAUUAAUCAGUCUUAAGAUAAGAUGUGAGGUAUUAUUGAGCCUCGGGAAGAGAUAUAUUCACUCAUUUAAAAAUAUAUUAAAGCAGGCAGCGUUAGGGGCUACUCCAGUGGACACUGUUUACAUGCAGGCAGGAGUUCUAUCAUGGCCGUUUCUUAGUGGAAAUAUUUAACGCUUUAGUGUCUGUCCUCGAGCAUAAAGGCUAAAAAGAAUAGCGAGGAGAAUGACAGUAUUUCCACAGUUAAACCGGGUAGUAUCUUAUAAUGAUUUUACAGGUCAUAUUUUUGUUUAUGGCUGUUCUUGCCAUGCUAAUUAAGCCAACUCCCAAGUGGCAAUUUAAUAACAACAGUUACACUCAUAUCGCCUUGUACAAUGGUGGUGGAGGUAGAAAGCUUCUUCGGGGUCUACAUGCUUUACUGCACGAAUCCUAAAUUCAAAGGUCGCAUCUACAUCGGCUUCACUGUGAACCCGGAGCGGCGGAUCGGACAGCACAACGCCGGGCGGCACAAAGGUGGAGCGAAGAGGACCAGUGGCAGGGGACCAUGGGAGAUGGUCCUCAUCAUACACGGCUUCCCCUCUGACAUCGCUGCCCUGAGGUUUGAGUGGGCGUGGCAACACCCCCACUCCUCCAGGCGACUCUCCCAUGUCUCCCGGAGCUCCAGAAAAGAGUCGAGUCUGCAGUUUCACUGGCGCGUCCUCUCCAACAUGCUGCGGGUGCCGCCGUGGAACAGGCUGCCGCUGACGGCCCGCUGGCUCAAGCAGGAGUACAGGAUGGACUUUGAGCCCAGUCUGCAGCCGCCCCUGCACAUCCCAAUCGCUUUUGGCAGCGUGAGAGCCAAGAAGCCUCAGCAGCAGCAACAGCAGCCUGUGGCAGAGGAGGAAGACGUGUCCAGGUGUUUUCUCUGUAAAGGCUCAGUCAAGGUAUCAGAAAAGCUUAGCUGCUUCCACCCGUCCUGUGGAAUGAGCAGUCAUGGGAUCUGCCUCGCCAAACAUUUCCUGAAGCGUGAACCAUCGCACCUCCUGCCCGUGGAGGGAGAAUGUCCAGCUUGUCGUCGCUCGGUGCUGUGGGGGAGCCUCAUCCGUCAUAAACACGGCUGCUUCAGCGACCUGGAGGAGAUCACAGCAUCUGCUUCCCAAAGCCACUGGGCAGAUGAACUGCAGCUAUGAGACUGAAUGAAGUGCGGUGUCAGAUAAUGACGUGGAGUAUGUUUCGUGGAAUAUAAUGAAUAAUAAUGAAUACCGAGGGACGGACAGACUGGAUCCUUUUUUACAUCAAUCAACCUGAUCAUGAAGUGUUUUAACUAUGUCUGUUUAGCUAUGAGUUUAAUGUAUUAAGUAUGCAUAAAGUAUGAAUAAAAAACCUUGUGUGACAAAUGAAAUAAAACUGUUUUAUAUACGUA